AGUGGCAGCUACAGCAUUACGCACUCUAAUUUGCUAUAAACAAUUUGCUAAUUUACACUACCCAUCAUGAAUUCGACGACGCUGCUGAUCUAUACGCUGCUGGUGUCCAUGCUGCUGCUUCUUCAAGCGCCGGCUGGCGAGUCCACGUUUCUAUUGAUUGCCUGUCUUUACCGUUUGAAUAUCUGUCCGUUCCGCACGACUACGACAACGGUGGGGACAACAUCUUCUAGGUAAAUAACUAUUGGGAAAGAAACACAAACAAAUUGCAUUGGCAACUUAACAACUAAUUAAACCUAUUAAAUCUAUAAUAACUUUUAGUUGGAACAAUAAAUGUGUUUAUUCAAAUGUGAUUUUA
Molecule: messenger RNA, 355 nt
Organism: Drosophila virilis
Lineage: Eukaryota; Metazoa; Arthropoda; Insecta; Diptera; Drosophilidae
Source: RefSeq, a predicted model, not a curated record